AUGCCCCGUCUGAAGGCCGCCUCAGUCUCAGAUCAAGUCAUACGAAAGCGGAAACGAACGAUUCGCAACGAAGAUGCGGUUCCAGAAACAACACCGGUUCCUGAAGGCGUUCAGGCAGGCGAAGAGUUGAACGAAACCACACAAGAGACCACGACAACGACAACGACCGUACCUACAAAGACGGUUGAUGGAGGAAAGAAGCCUCGAAGAAUAGCAAAGGCAAAGAAUGGCACCGGAAAGCCACCUUUGGCCCGUCACGGAUCCUCCACGCUCGUCGAGACGGCGAUACCAUGGCCGGAGCACUUCACGAAGCUUGCUCAGGUACAUCGCGCAUUGAACCUCGUAUACACAUUCUGCUGCACGCGCAAGAACCUCGCAACUACCCUCGAAACCCUCCGAACCACGGUCGAAGGACACAUAAAGCGCGAGCUGGUGAUCGAGGAUGUAGCGCAAAUCACGGCAUUGAUUCCGAAAGCAAUCAACUUCGCAUACGUAGACGAGGCAAUGCUACAGAUCAACCUGAUGGGUUCGGAAGACAAUCUGCAGGGACGACGAGCUCAGGACUAUGUCAUCUUAAUGCCCGAGCCGGAUAAGGGCGAGCACAAGGAGGUGCUGCUGUUUGAGUUCAUUGAUGGCGAUCUGAAGCGCCAGGUUCAGCACAAGAAGACCGGCGAGCCGACAAAGGCAACGACGACUCUGCGCAAUGAGGACCUGAAGAUGCCCGUCUUCAGUCAGAAGCAGAUGAUGAACCUGAUCGAGAAAAGGAAUGUGAAAUUCACGUCGGCGGUCAAUGCGUUCCUCAAUCAGUGCGCAGAUGAGGGUGCGGAUGCAGUUGAGAAGAUCAACGAGAUUUCUGUAUCUUUUGUUCCCCUGCCGACUGGGAGUAGAGAUUCAACGCCAGGUUUGGAAAAAUCGCGAAUACCAGCCACGAUACCGACUGAGCGAAAGUCCAUCCCUGAGAUCCUGAACGAGAUCAAAACGCUCGAGUGGUAUACUGGGCAGAUUGUUCCGGAUGGCCAUCGUGUAUUCGACCCACAGGAACCCAUCUAUGGCGACCUGAAUUUCGUCAUGUCUCAGAACCUGGUGAACGCGCUCUACAACACGAGGAACAUUGAACAGCUCUACGCACAUCAAGCUGAAGCUAUAAACAACCUGUACGAUGGGCAUAAUGUUAUUGUAUCUACCUCGACUAGCUCCGGCAAGUCAUUGAUCUAUCAGAUACCUGUAUUACACCAGCUCGAGCAAGAACCUAAUACUCGAGCGAUGUACAUCUUCCCUACGAAAGCAUUGGCUCAGGAUCAAAGGAAGAGUAUGAAGGCGCUUUUGCGAUUCAUGCCUGGCUUCGAAGACGUUCUUGUAGAAACAUUUGAUGGCGAUACGCCAAUGAGUGACCGGAACUACAUCCGCGAUGAAGCCCGCAUCGUCUUCACCAACCCGGACAUGCUGCACAUUACAAUAUUACCCCAAGAGGACGCAUGGCGGUCAUUUCUUCAAAAUCUCCGCUUCGUUGUGGUAGAUGAGCUACACGUAUACAACGGUCUUUUCGGAGCGCACAUGGCCUUCAUUAUGAGGCGUUUACGGAGGGUAUGCGCUGCGGUGGGAAACCGCCAUGUCAAGUUCAUCUCUUGCUCGGCUACAGUCGCCAAUCCUGAGCAACAUAUGAAGACCAUCUUCGGUGUUGAAGAGGUCAAAUUGACCGACUUCGAUGGCUCGCCUUCAGGCCGGAAGGAGUUUCUGUGCUGGAACACACCGUUCAAGGACCCUGGAGACCCUACGUCUGGGCGCGGAGAUUGUAUGGCAGAAACUGCCAAGUUGUUCUGCCAGCUAAUGCUUAGGGGUGUAAGAGCAAUCGCCUUUUGUCGAGUUAGGAAGCAGUGUGAAGCGUUGCUAGCUGCUGUUAGGACAGAGUUAACGAACCUCGAGAGAACGGAAGUCAUAGCCCGGGUUAUGUCAUAUCGGGGUGGGUAUACGCCGCAGGACAGACGAGAGAUCGAGCGAGAGAUGUUCGAUGGUAAGCUCUGCGGUAUCGUGGCUACAAGUGCCCUAGAACUCGGCGUUGAUAUCGGAUCCUUGGAUGCCGUGGUCACAGUCGGCUUCCCUUACACAAUCGCCAAUCUUCGUCAGCAGAGCGGCAGAGCUGGGCGGAGAAACAAGGACUCUCUGUCCGUACUGGUUGGUGACUGUUUUCCCACCGACCAGUACUACAUGUCAAACCCCGACGAAAUCUUCACCAAGCCAAACUGCGCAUUGCAGGUCGAUCUAGAGAAUAUGCUGGUCCUUGAAGGCCACGUACAAUGCGCAGCCCAUGAGUUGCCCAUCAAUAUCGAAACAGACCAGGCAUACUUUGGCCCUCUCCUUCCUAAAAUCGCGCGAGAGCGCAUGCGCAGAGAUAAGGAGGGUUUCUACUACUGUAACGAGCGGUUUCUGCCUCAGCCAUCGCGCUCUGUCGCCAUUCGAGAUACAGAAGAAGACCAUUUCGCCAUCAUCGACAUCACUAAUGGUAAGAAUAUGGUGCUAGAAGAACUAGAGGCAAGCCGCGCGUUCUUCACGUUGUAUGACGGCGGUAUAUUCCUGCAUCAGGGCAAUACGUACCUCGUCAAGGAAUUCAGCCAAGAGCGCAUGCUCGCCAAAGUCGAAUACGUUAAAGUAGACUGGACGACGCAACAGCGGGAUUAUACAGACAUCGACCCAGUGGAGACGGAGGCCAUACGUCGUAUCCCGGGCUCUAGGUCAAAGGCUUUCUACGGGCCCAUCAAGAUCCAGCAAAUCGUCUACGGGUUUUUCAAAAUCGACAAGAAGAGACGCAUUCUAGAUGCUGUACAAGUGGACAACCCGCCCAUCAUACUGUUCAGUAAAGGCAUGUGGCUUGACGUGCCUAAAUCCGCCAUGGACAUAUUGAAAAGCAGGAGACUAAACAUCGCAGCGGGCAUCCACGCAGCCGAGCACGCCGUCCUCUCGCUCAUGCCCAACUUCGUCAUCAGCAUGCCUGGUGACGUGCGCACAGAGUGCAAAGUCCCUGAGAAAGAGUUUGCCCGGAAGGAAUCUCAACGCAAGCGCCCUGCACGACUGACUUUUUACGACGCAAAGGGGGGCGCGGGCGGCUCGGGGAUCAGCACCAAGGCCUUCGAAUUCAUCGACACGUUGCUCGCACAGGCGUGUCAGCGACUGCAGACGUGCCAUUGUCUCGAGGGAUGUCUGGAGUGCUGCAAUGACGAUGCGUGUAAACAGGCGAAUCAGGUCAUGUCCAAGGCUGGGGCUAUGGUCAUCAUCAUGUGUCUGCUCGGCAAGGAGAAGGAGAUUGACAUUGACGCCCUGCCGUGGGGAGAGGAGGAUAGCGUGCAAGCUGGUAUUGAAACUGUUGUGGAGGCGUCGGAGGUGCGGCUGGCUGGUGGAGGGAUUGCUGGGGGGUUGGACGAACAGAUGGUUCGGGCGAAGAUGGUGGAUGACUCACCGCUGGUUACCAGAGCGACCGCGGCGCCCACCCUAGGCGGGCAGUAUUUGCGCUCGACGCACGUCGUGGCCCCCGCUCAAAAACCCCAGAAACAGCCCCUUCAGACGACCGACCGACCCUCACAGUGCAUACACAACUUUCUUGGAAGCUUCAGUAUAUACGUUGUUGUAAACAUCUUCUUUCUAAACACCGAACACAAUGGUAAGCAAGACCCCUUUCCUUUAACGCGCAAUCACAUGGGCCCACUCUGCGCAUCUCGUUGGUUGGCUAGUCGAGCCCGCCUCAACCAAAGUCGUUGCAGCAGCGACGACAGGGCGACACGAGCAGCCAUCCCUUGCUUUGAGCGUGUACUACACGGAUUCCAAACAAGCACUUGUCUGCAUUCUACUUUAAACGGCUUCUUCUUCAUCUUCUACCAAGCCCGCCUUGCUACAACGACGCAGCUCGCGAAGAAAAGAACAGCAAUGGAUAACAACCACCAGGCCUCCACCAACUACCGCGAAGCAUUCCAGCUCUUCGACAAGCGCGGCAACGGCCGUGUAGAUCGCGGCGCGCUGGGCGACUUGUUGCGCGCAUGCGGGCAGAACCCUACACUCGCUGAGAUUACGGAUUUGGAGCGCGGUGUGGGAACAGACUUCGACUUUGAAACCUUCUCCAAGAUCCUCAACCGCCCCGGCGGCUUCCGCGAACCCUUCGACAUUGAAGAAUACAUACGCGGCUUCCAGGUGUUCGACAAGGACCGCUCCGGGUUUGUCGGAAAGGGCCAGAUCAAGUACAUCUUGACGAAUUUGGGGGAGAAGAUGAGCGAGGAGGAGGUGGAUGAGCUGUUCAAGAGCACGAUUGAUGCUAGCAAUAAUGAGGUUGACUACAGGGAGUUCGUGAAGACGAUUGCAGAGAACUAG
Cucurbitaria berberidis CBS 394.84 is the source of this 4353-nucleotide messenger RNA. Its product is annotated as P-loop containing nucleoside triphosphate hydrolase protein. Gene Ontology annotation, molecular function: nucleic acid binding; ATP binding; calcium ion binding. The transcript has 4 exons. Bases 1 to 4353 code for a protein of 1450 amino acids. NCBI's taxonomy places the organism in Eukaryota, Fungi, Ascomycota, Dothideomycetes, Pleosporales, Cucurbitariaceae. The record is from RefSeq and is a predicted model, not a curated record.